AUUGAGCGAUAAAUAAGAUUAAUUUUUUUUCAAUGAAUAAUGCGUAUCAACUUAUUGAAUAUAGGAGAUGAAUGUAAGUUGAAAAUUAAAAGGUCAUAAUUUGUAUUUUAAAUACUUGCAAGAAAAGAGAUGGAAAAAUGUCGAGAGUGGGGUUUUUAGUUUAAGAAGUACUUGACAUCAAAGCCGAUAUUUUAAGUACAGAAAUUGAAUUAUGGGUAAAAUCUGGAAUAAAAUCAACACUUUUAAAACAAGCAAUAAAAGCAUUAGCCCUUCCAACGGCUCUUCAGCGAAAAGAUUUUAAAGCUUUCGAAGGAUUACAGGCAAUUACAAUAUGUACAAUAUGUAAAGUUAUGGUAAAAACUAUAGUGACAUUAAGAAAAGGAGGAACUCCACCGGAAGUUAUAUCAAAAUCGAUUGCCGAUUUGUGUACACUUUUGAAUUUACAAACGGAAGAAGUUUGCUCCGGUGUUGUUCAAUUAAAUGCUCCAAUAAUUUUAAAAAUUGUGGACUCAAAAACAAAUAUCAAAGCAACGGAUAUUUGUGGUGUAAUUUUACAAAGUCAUGCGUGUUCGACAAGUAGCAGUGAAUAUGACUGGACAAUGGAAGUUGAUAGCAGUACUCCAAAAUUUAUUUCAACAAUGGAAAGUAAUAAGACGAUAAAAAUUCUUCAAAUUACUGAUAUUCAUUAUGAUCCGAAUUACGAGGUGAAUGGCAAUGCAGGUUGUGCUGAGCCGACAUGUUGUCGAAUGGGUCAAAAUUCCACGAAAAAUAAUGGAAAACUUGCUGGAUAUUGGGGAGAUUAUAAUAAUUGUGAUGCUCCUUGGCACGCCGUUGUCGAUGCUCUUAAUCACAUAAAAAAUACUCACACGGAUAUUGAGUAUAUUUAUUUUACUGGGGACAUUAUAGAUCAUGGAGUUUGGGAAACAACAACACAAGAUAAUGCAAAGACUUUGAUAAAAAGCUACAAUUUAAUUAAUGAAACUUUUCCGAAUAUGAUGAUAUUUCCAAUUCUGGGGAAUCAUGAACCGAAUCCAGUUAAUGUUUUUGCCCCACACGAUAUUGAGGAGGAAGAAUUGAGCACUGUUUGGCUUUACAAAUUAUUGGCGGAACUUUGGAUUAAUUACGGAUGGUUGCCGGAAUCGACACGAUCGACAAUUUUAAGAGGCGGAUUUUACACAGUUUCACCGAAAAAAGGAUUCAGAAUUAUUGCAAUGAAUAACAAUGUCUGCUACACAUAUAAUUGGUGGAUUUUGUAUCAACCGAAAGAUCAAGACAAUCAAUUGAAGUGGUUAAUGGAAACACUUCUUCAGGCGGAGAAGGACAGUGAAUUUGUUCAUAUUUUAGCUCAUAUUCCGCCCGGUGAUAAUUCGUGUUUAAUCGCUUGGAGUCGAGCUUUUCGAAAAAUUGUCGAUCGAUUUUCACACAUUAUUUCGGCACAAUUCAAUGGACAUACGCAUAAUGAUGAAUUAAAAGUUUUUUACAAUCCCAACGAUAAUUCCGAAAUAGUCAAUGUUGCAUGGAAUGGAGGAAGUAUCACGACUUACGCAAAUCUAAAUCCAAAUUACAAAAUUUACGACGUCAAUGGAGAUAACUAUAAAGUAGAAGACUAUGAGACGUGGAUUUAUAAUUUAAGUCAAGCUAACGAAACUCCUGAUCGAAAUCCUGAAUGGUUUAAAUUGUAUUCUUUCAAAGAGGAAUAUGAUUUAUCCGACACAUCUCCAAGUUCCCUGAAUGAAUGGCUCAUUGAGAUGUCUAAAGAUGAUAACAAAAUAUUAAAAUAUCACAAAAAUUUCGUCAAACAUGCAGAUCCAGCGCUGAGAGAAAGUUGCAAUUCCAAGUGUCUAAAGAAACAAUUUUGUUCCAUUGUCACAAGUCAAGUGAACAACAAUAAAGAAUGUACAUUUUUUGAAAAUUUGAACAAUCCAAUUUUUCAAAUGUUAAAUAAUACUGAAAUAGGAGUAUCCGUAAACAGCAUUCUUGGAAAAGUAAAAGGGACAAUUUUCGGUUAAAAAGAGAAAUUCAAUUUUUUUUUCUUUGAAAAUAAAUUUUCAACUUGAAAAAUAAGAUCUGUUUCGAUUUGAAUAUCGAAAAAAAAAUAAUAAUUAAGUUUCCAUUUUGUACAAAAAUUUGACUGAGAAAAAAAAUGCUUUAUAAGCUAAGAUUUUUUUAUAAUAAAAUUAUUUUUCACAGUA
Molecule: messenger RNA, 2192 nt
Organism: Leptopilina boulardi
Lineage: Eukaryota; Metazoa; Arthropoda; Insecta; Hymenoptera; Figitidae
Product: sphingomyelin phosphodiesterase 1-like
Exons: 8
Coding region: 351-2009 (552 amino acids)
Biological process (GO): sphingomyelin catabolic process; ceramide biosynthetic process
Cellular component (GO): lysosome
Molecular function (GO): acid sphingomyelin phosphodiesterase activity
Source: RefSeq, a predicted model, not a curated record